AUGACCAACGCAACCAACGAAAUGACCGUCGCCGAAACACGCAAGCUCGUCGACUGGGCCGUCCGCCUCAAGUUCAGCGACAUCCCCCAAUCCACGGUAGACAAGACUAAACGCCUCUUCGCCGACUGGGUCUUCUGCGCCUUUGCCGGUGCCGGCUAUCGCACAAUCGACGGCCUCAAGGCCGUCGCCGACGAGACGGGCGGCGCAGCAACUGGUGCAUGCUCGACCUUUGUUGGCGACAAACGGCCCCCUUACUGGGCAGCAUACAUCAAUGCUGGAGCGGGUCAUGUUGUCGAGCAAGACGACCUGCAUAAUGCCAGUGUAGUCCAUCCUGCCACGGUUGUUUUCCCAGCCGCGUGGGCUGCCGCGCAGAAUAAGGGCGCAUCGGGAGCCGAGUUUAUCGCAGCAAGUAUUGUUGGGUAUGAGGUUGCGUGUCGUGUGGGGCGUCUCUUGGGACGGGAACAUUAUCGUAUUUUCCACUCGACCGCUACUGCCGGAACGCUUGGUGCUGCUGCUGCGACGGCUAGGAUUCUGGGCCUGGAUGCGGAAAAGACGCUCGAUGCGUUGGGGAGUGCUGGGACCCAAGCGGCAGGACUGUGGCAGUUCCUCGCAACGGCCGCGGACAGUAAACAGGUUCAUUGUGCGCAUGCGGCCGGAACUGGUGUCCAGUCGGCCUUCCUCGCCAAACACGGGGUUACUGGUGCACACGAUAUCCUCCUCGGUCCACAGGGAUUGUUUGCAGGAAUGUCCAAGGGUACACCGGACGCCUCGGUCCUUCCCUUCGAUGGGCUUUACGAGGUCGACGCGACGAGUUUCAAGUUCCACGCCUCGUGCCGACACACGCACCCGUCCGCCGACGCUUUGCUGGACAUUCUCACCGAGAACAACCUGUCUCCAGACGACAUAGCUCGCGUCGACUGCGGCGUACACCAGAGCGCCCUCGACGUUCUGGGUCCUGCAGAGGGCGCUGCGUCUGUCCACCAGUCCAAGUUCAGCAUGGGCUUCGUGUUGGGUACAAUUGCGAAUGGCCGCAGUGCCCAGCUCGCAGACUUCUCGGAUGCGAGGCUCGAGGAUCCCGCCGUCCGCGCAUUCCAGAAGAAAGUACACAUGUACCUCGACCCCAAGGUCGAUGGCGCGUACCCCGCAAAGUGGACCGCCCUUGUCAAGGUCACGAUGAAGGACGGGCGUACCUUUGACAAGUUUAUGGAGACGCCAAAGGGUGAUCCGGGAAACACGCUUAGCGACGACGAGCUGCUGGCCAAGUGGCACAAGCUUAUUGGGUAUGCCGAGUCCAGCGUCGACGUCGACAAGCUCGCAAAGGAACUGUUGGUCCUCGAGACGCGGCCGUCGAUGGAUGGCUUGAUCUAG
Molecule: messenger RNA, 1368 nt
Organism: Cutaneotrichosporon cavernicola
Lineage: Eukaryota; Fungi; Basidiomycota; Tremellomycetes; Trichosporonales; Trichosporonaceae
Exons: 1
Coding region: 1-1368 (455 amino acids)
Molecular function (GO): lyase activity
Source: RefSeq, a predicted model, not a curated record